Messenger RNA from Papaver somniferum (opium poppy), 4201 nucleotides. RefSeq names its product myb family transcription factor PHL8-like. The coding region runs from base 2800 to 3813 and encodes 337 amino acids. Gene Ontology annotation, molecular function: DNA-binding transcription factor activity; DNA binding. The record is from RefSeq and is a predicted model, not a curated record. The transcript has 10 exons. NCBI's taxonomy places the organism in Eukaryota, Viridiplantae, Streptophyta, Magnoliopsida, Ranunculales, Papaveraceae.
UUUGGUCAUGUCUAUUCUAAAAAAUACGGAGGAGUGGUGCUUAUAUGCAAUUGGUAUCAUAAAUGCAUCAAUAAUCUUUAGCUAUGCCCACUUAUGUUAAUAUCUGGCAACUUCUUGGCAGAAGUCUCUUCAAGUCUUCAUUGCGUGGUAGUUCUGCAUUUCCUUCUGUUGGUUGACAUUCCACUUCUGGUCAUUCACAGUUCAGACCAUCCAAACAUUAGUCUAGUGAUUGAUGGUGUGUACUGUGCAGAAAUAAAGGCAAAAGAGGAUGUGUAAGUAGAGUUGUUAAACAUCUGCCAAAUUUUUUAUUGGAUGGUUCACCAAAUACUACCUUCAUGUUUUCGAAUUGCAAAGGAAUUUGGACUCAUUCCUAGUAUAGUUUGUGCUGCAUGCUUGCAUGUGAUUAUUAUAGUUGUUGUUGUCAGUCAAAUCACCGCACAGUUGAUAUGAAAUGUAUUUGGACAUGGAUGAACCUCUAUUCUUUUGACUACCCUUUAGUUGCAGGAGUCUGUUACCUAAAAACCCUGGGGUGAAGACCCGAGAACAGUGUCUAAAAUUUUUAUUUGGUGGACAAUGUGAUCCUAGAUUGGGUAAGAUAGUAAGAUAUGAUUAUGCAAAAUCCAUAUUGAGUUCAUUGAUGAACAAAUAUACGGAUUUUCUUGUUGUUUGUAUCCUAUUAUGUGGCCAGCCGAACACUUAUCUAGUUCAUGUUAGCAAGGGAUUAUGAUCCUAUUCUCUAAAGCCACAGUACAUCUUCAUAUUUCUGCAGAAACCAGAGUUUAAGUAAGAAAGCAAACAGGUGUACCAACGGUUUAUGCUCUGUCUAUAUGAGAUACCUGUAGUCAAAUUAACAAGACCCGUGUAAAUUACCGCAUGAUAACCAUUCACAUAGAAGUCCAGCUUCCUCAAUGGACCAUACACUGGUGACCAAGUUUUUCCAAACAUGCCAACCAGUUCAACAGUUUGUAAAUUCUGAAGUAGUACAGCCUCAAUGGAAUAUCCUAAACUAACAACUUCACACAUCUAAACUUACUGUUGCAGCUCAUCUUGAUAAAUUGAUUAUUCUGGUUCGUUGAGUGAAGUGUGGAUUACUAGUGCUUGAUACAUCCCUCUCACUUUAACUGAUGUGCCUGUCUCACACAUCGUUUUAAAGAAGAUAAAUGUGACACUUCAACUAUUGGAUGUUAAAUUUUUCCCGUUGCAGUUAGUUGCUAAUACAAUGCCUCUUGUACCCAUCUUUCGACACAUAUAAGAGUAAUAGUUUCUUUACGAUUUUUAGCUCUGGACUGAAAUGUUCAGUUCAACUUUGAUUAUGUCCUGUGCAAGUUGUUCAAAUUUAAAUUCUUGGCUUUAAUGUGGUGAUUGAAGUCACUGUAUAAACAAGAUCCACUUUGUAUAUGCUCAUACAGAUGCAUUGGUUAGUAGUAGGCUUCCUUUCGAUGCAGCUGUAGCAUGAAUGUUUGUGUUAUUAUCAUAGUAGUGUUUCAGGAAAGCUCACCAAUCAUCAUUUUUUAUUACAACCUUCUGCACAUGUUUGCUGGUUCAACCAUCCAGUUUGUAUGCUCCUUUGUGUAGAAUGAGUGGUCGCGCAUUGGAACAGUGAAAUUCUGAUCGCCUUUUUUAUUCAAAUCCUGUCAUUGAAAUUGUGCAGAAAAUGAGCCAUGUUGUUAUUUUGUCUGUUGUCUCUUGCAGAUCGUCAUUUCUUUCACUACUCAUGCACAGACAGACUAGAUACCCUGAUUAUGUACCGUUAAGAGUGAUAGACAACUAUGUUUUUAAGUGACAUAUUGCUAACAUCAUUAUCUCCAAAUAGAUGAUUUAUUGCAAGUUGCAAUCAUACAGUUGAAUUAUUUUACAUAUGGUGGGAUGCUGACUAGUUAGUUUUUCAUCUUUUGCUCUUUUCCUGAUUCCUGAAGCAAUAUUAUUCUCAUCUUCUUUUCAUGCUUUUCGAUCUGUUAGAUCUUCAUGUGAUGGACCCCUACCAGAAUAUUAAUUAUUGACAUGGUAUCCUUUGUUAAUCUCUAUCGAUUUAAUGGAUUUUGCUUAUACGACUUUUGAUUCACCAGAGAGCUUCUCCUACUGAUCUAAAACAUAGCCAAGGUUUUGUUUUGUCAUUAAUCCAGAAUCUAUUUUGUUACUUUGGAAUAUAUUAAAGCGAAAGAAAGCAGGUGGAAGUACAGCAGAUAGUUAAAGAGAAAGCUACAAGGAACUAAUAAUUGCUUGGCAAUCUUGCCUUGGGAUCUGAAGACUACCCCAUGGUAUUAUAAGAUUCUUGAGAAGGACCCCAAGUAAUAUGUUCGAAGGUUUAAUUGGAUAAACGCGGUGAUAUCUAUUCUCACCUUAGUGCUGAAUUUCAUUCCUCUAGUUCCUUACGAUUCAUUGAGUGGUACUGCAUCGCAAGCAGAUGCAGUAUCUGAAGUGGUAUAUCAGAUUAUACUUUUCUAGGAAGAUGACUCAAACUAUUCAUUACGGGGACUUAAAACUAUUCACUAGGUGUUCAUACAGAGACUCUCUGUUCCCCUUUCAAGUCAAAGAAGAAAAGAAAUUUUUGUUAUAAUAAAGAUGAUAUGAAUUGGAGAAAUUUUGAAGAGAGGAAGAGGAAGAAUAUUAACCCACAGCUCAUUACAUAUAUUCUCUUCAACAUAACCCCCAUUUCUUGCUUUCAUAUGUGGGUAACCAAGAUUAUAAAUACAAGUACUACUAGCCUUUGCAAGUUGCAGUCAAUUCAAGGAGAAGAAGAAGAGUUUUAUAAGUUAGAAUUUUGCAAGCCUGAAUUUUCUUUUAUAAAGAUAGGUGAAAAUGGGUAAUGAGAGAACAGAAAACAAAGAAAUGGAUUUGGUGUUGUCAAGUGAAGCUAAACCAAGACUGAAAUGGACUGCAGAACUUCACCGGCGAUUCGUCGAUGCCGUUACUCAACUUGGAGGGUCUGAGAAGGCGACACCAAAGAGUUUGAUGAGGUCCAUGUCUAUUCCUGGACUGACUCUAUAUCAUCUAAAGAGCCAUUUACAGAAGUACAGACUUAUCGGAAAGAAUCAGAGAUCAGAGAGUUGCAGCCAUAACGGACCAGAAGAGGUUGAUUACAGAGACUUGGAGAUUAAAAGUGAUCAUGUCAAUGGCGAAGGCACGGGUAGACCUGGAACAGAGAUGGAUGAAAGCCUGCACAUAGCUCAAGCAUUGCAGGUACAAUUGGAAGUUCAGAAGAAACUGCAUGACCAGCUCGAGGUGCAGAAACAUUUGCAAUUAAGAAUCGAAGCACAAGGGAAGUAUUUAGAAUCAAUUCUAACGAGAGCACAAGAUAAGCUGCUGUCUAACUACAGUACUUCCAGCGCAUUGAGAACUCAAGUUACAGAAUCGUUAGAUACCCGAAACCACAGCUCUUCUACAUCCGAACUGACUGAAAUACAAGGAUUCAGCUUAAUGAGUUCAAUGCAGAGGACAGUGAGAAGAGGCACUCUCACUGACUGUUCAGUGGAUAGCUCACUUACAUCAUCUGAAAGCUCUGGAAAAGAAAUUGAGAAAGUACGAAUCGAUUUAAGCAAAGACGACGAUGAAGAAGAAGAAAUCCGUAAUGAAUGCAGCAAAGGUAUUCCAUUGCUUUCACUGAUGGAAACAGAAAAUUCUUCUAGCUCUAGAGUUACAGGGAAUAAGAAAAGAAGCAAUAGCUGCAGCAUUUCUAAUGACACUACUAGCUCUGAGCAGCAACCAUUAGCUAAGAAACCAAUCAUUCAACCAGCUGGAGAAAUGAGGAAGUAUAAUUUUGGUGUCAAAGAACUUGAUCUGAAUUGUGAAUACCAAGUGGAUUCUGAAUUUUAGAAACAACGAUGAAGAGAAGAAUCUGAAUCACAAUUUAGAUGCAGUAGCUCCUGAGGUAUAUAUACUACUUAUAAUGAAGAUAAUAAUAGGUCUCAUCUUAUAGUUUUCAAAUUCCAAUUCGAAUCUGAAUUACAUGAUUUUCUUUGUCUAUAGAUAUGUACAAGUCUAGAUUUUGUUAUAUAAAGAUUAUUAUAAUAUAAAUUGGAUUUUGAAAUGAACCCUGAAAUCCAUAUCAGAUAAACAAAUUCUGUUCUUUUUGAGUUAGAUGACACGUGGAUGACACCCACACAAGCCCCCAGUUUGUGAUUGCCGUGUGUUCACCCAAGAUUCUUCAGACAAAACCCAGUAACAAUUACAGGUUUAAUGGAAUCCUAAUCAUCAAUUCAAC